Salvia splendens (bonfire salvia) is the source of this 3134-nucleotide messenger RNA. RefSeq names its product probable serine/threonine-protein kinase At1g54610. Lineage: Eukaryota; Viridiplantae; Streptophyta; Magnoliopsida; Lamiales; Lamiaceae. The record is from RefSeq and is a predicted model, not a curated record. Bases 691 to 2784 code for a protein of 697 amino acids. Gene Ontology annotation, cellular component: cyclin-dependent protein kinase holoenzyme complex; nucleus. The transcript is spliced from 8 exons. Gene Ontology annotation, molecular function: ATP binding; RNA polymerase II CTD heptapeptide repeat kinase activity. Gene Ontology annotation, biological process: protein phosphorylation; positive regulation of transcription elongation by RNA polymerase II.
UCCAACGCCGUCUUGACUAAGCCAAAAAGCUGCUGUUUUUCCAGUUUUAGAGAGAGAAAUCGCCGGCUUGCUUCUCUCUAUCUUUUUUUAAUUUAUUUUUAAUUUCCGAAUAUCGAAUUUUGGCCCAUCGAUGGUGCUCGAAGUGGGGUCGUAAAAUUGAUUCAGUAUUAGUAGCAAUUUCUGUGUAUUUUUUGUAAAUUAUUUUAAUUUACUGAAUUGUGAGCUUCAAUCGCAGAUUACUUUACCUGCAAAAAGGAAUAUCGAAUAUUAUUCACCUUUUUCCCCUUUGUUUUUUUGUCUGUGUGAGUAUUAUAUACAUAUAUACGCACUACGAUCAUGUCGAACAGUCAAUAAUUGCGCAGAUUAUUGUAGCGUUUUUAGACCAAGUCCUCGUUUUUACUGCCAAGAAUUUUCUUAAUCAUCACAUAUCUCCCCCAAUUUCAGGUCCAAUUGAAGAAAUUGGAUUGGAAUUUUAGGCGUUUCACUUUUCUAUUGCUUUGGAUUGCGGAAAGCUCAGUUCUUUAAGCUCUAGGUUAGAUAAUUGAAUUGAAUUCAAUUGGUCUCGAUAUUGAAUUUCAUUUCAGUGGAUGUACCAAAAUUGGGGGAAAAAUUGAUGGGGUUUCUGUUGUGGGGUGAUUCUCUGAGCUUGUGAAGAGGGUUUUGUUGAUUUGAUUUUGAAAUUGGGGGAAAAUGGGCUGUGUUUGUGGGAAGCCGUCUUCGGCGGUUGAGGAUAGUGAGGUGAGCCCGAAGCAGAGGGAGCUGAGUAGGAAGGCGUCUGAGCUUCGUAUGGCGAUGGGGGUUUCGUCGAGGAGGAAUCAGAGUUUCUCGAUGAAGGAGAAUUUGGAGAGUGGUGAUGUGAAGAUGAUUGAUAAGAAGGUUAGUGGGUCUAGGAAGGUGAGGGAUGAUUAUUAUGAGAAGCAGAGGAAGGGGAGCUGUGAGGAACUAGGUGGGAAUUUCCCCAACAUGGGGAGCCUCCCGAGCGCGGUGGAGGGCGAGCAGGUCGCGGCUGGGUGGCCGUCUUGGCUGGUCGCGGUGGCUGGGGAGGCAAUCCGCGGAUGGGUUCCGCGGAAAGCUGAUACCUUUGAAAAGCUUGAUAAGAUUGGUCAAGGGACUUACAGUAGCGUGUAUAAGGGCAGAGAUCUCCUGACUAACAAAUACGUGGCUCUGAAGAAAGUGCGUUUUGAUAAUAUGGAUCCAGAAAGCGUGAAAUUCAUGGCAAGGGAGAUUCUCAUCUUGCGAAGGCUUGAUCACCCGAACAUUAUCAAGCUGGAAGGCUUGGUCACUUCAAAAACGUCUUCGAGUUUAUACCUCGUCUUUGAGUAUAUGGAGCAUGAUCUCACCGGACUUGCAUCACUACCCGGCGUCAAGUUCUCAGAGCCACAGGUGAAGUGUUACAUGAAACAGCUAUUGAGUGGGCUGGAUUACUGUCAUAGGAAGGGUGUCCUGCAUCGUGAUAUAAAGGGUUCAAAUCUCUUGAUUAACAAUUACGGGAUCUUAAAGAUCGCCGAUUUUGGCUUGGCGAGUUAUUUUGACAACAAAAUCCCCCUCACAAGCCGCGUCGUGACUUUAUGGUAUCGGCCACCUGAACUCUUGCUCGGAGCGACUCAGUAUGGAGUUGCUGUCGAUUUAUGGAGUACCGGCUGCAUACUCGGAGAAUUGUACGCAGGCAAGCCCAUCAUGCCUGGUAGAACCGAGGUUGAGCAGCUGCAUAAAAUAUUCAAGCUUUGUGGUUCGCCUUCUGAAGAUUAUUGGAAAAAAUCGAAGUUACCUCAUUCCCCGGUCUUUAAGCCGAUUCAGCCUUACAGACGACGAAUCGCUGAUACCUUUAAGGAUCGUCAUGAUGCUGCUGUAAAGCUGAUGGAGAUCUUACUCUCAGUCGAUCCUUCUGAUCGAGGGACUGCAGCUAGUGCUCUCGAGAGUGAGUUCUUCAAAACAUCUCCCAUUCCGUGUGAUCCUUCGAGUUUGCCCAAAUAUCCUCCAAGCAAAGAGAUCGAUGCAAAACAGAGAGAAGAGGAAGCGAGAAGGAAAGGAGCUGCUGGAGCUAAGGGACAUAAGGGUGACAAUGAUUCUAAAAAACCAAGAGAAUUCCAAAGUGUGGUAGGGCUCGAUCCCAAUGCUGAGUUGUCUAGAUUAAUGCCGAGGCAUGGCCACGUGGACUCAAAGAGCCGUAGCGAAUUUUUCAACACUCAAAAGCAAGACGCUGCUCCUGGCUUUGCAGUGGAUCAAUCGGGACGAGCACAGGAUCCAUCCGAAAGGAGCAAAGAUCACCUGCCGAAUCCUAGGGAGAGAGUGAUUUCUAAUUCCGGCCCUCUUGCUCCACCUGUGAGCUGGACGUCGUCCGGGAAGAAAAGCAACGAUAUUUCCAUCGUUUCCACCAGAAACGGGUUGUCACCCGCAGAAUGCCGAAACAGUUUAGGUCCCCAACGCGUCGAGGCUGCAAAUCAAGCAGGCAGGUUCUCACAGUCGUUCGGGGAAGCCGUGAGAAAUCACGACAGGAGACGGCAAUCUCAAAUUCCUCCGGGUUCUCACCAGGCCGACUACGGACGAAUCAACGCAAAAGAAACCGUCUUGGACGGGCACAGUAAGGAGAGAAAGAUCCAUUUCUCGGGUCCUCUGCUCGCGCCAUCGAACAACAUAGAGCAGGUGCUCAAAGAGCACGAUCGCCGGAUCCAAGAAGCUGCUCGGCGUUUGAGGCACGAGAAGACGAGGGCCGGUAGAGUUCGGCCUCACGAGACGCAAACGUCGUCUAAACAGACGCACGUCUCGAAUCAAAGCGCCGGCUAGGCCGGCCGGUCGGAAUCUAUACGUAUAUAUAUUCAUACAUAUAGUAAGUGCUUCUUUCAUCUAUGUAAAUCUUGUACAGAUUGUGAAGAUUGUUUUUUUUAAUAAUCUUUUUUUUGCUAUAUUUUUAGAAUGAUCCAAUCUCUAAAUCAAGAGCAGGAACUGAUUCAUGUGUUUGAUGCCAUUUUUUAGAUUCUGUUUGAAGUAGGAAGAGAGACCAAACAAGUUCUACUUAUUCUUGAUGGGAUUGGAUUGUUCAAUUAGAGAUCAUAUUUUGUUGCAAUUAAGAACUUAGUUCAAUUUUGAUUCUAGUGUUUUUUGUAAUUUCAAAAUUAAUUUUACUAAUUGUUUCA